Messenger RNA from Cavia porcellus (domestic guinea pig), 4899 nucleotides. RefSeq names its product ArfGAP with GTPase domain, ankyrin repeat and PH domain 2 (gene Agap2). Bases 1 to 3573 code for a protein of 1190 amino acids. Lineage: Eukaryota; Metazoa; Chordata; Mammalia; Rodentia; Caviidae. Gene Ontology annotation, biological process: activation of GTPase activity; negative regulation of neuron apoptotic process. Gene Ontology annotation, cellular component: nucleus. The record is from RefSeq and is a predicted model, not a curated record. Gene Ontology annotation, molecular function: GTPase activator activity; GTPase activity; protein binding. The transcript is spliced from 19 exons.
AUGAGCCGGGGCGCGGGCGCGCUUCAGCGCCGGACAACGACCUACCUCAUCUCGCUGACCCUGGUCAAGCUCGAGUCGGUUCCUCCGCCACCACCUUCUCCGUCUGCAGUCGCGGCCGGUGCUCCCGGGGCCAGAGGCACCGAGCCUGGGGAUCCGGGCAGUCCCCGCGGCGCGGAGGAGCCCGGCAAGAAGCGGCACGAGCGCCUCUUCCACCGGCAGGAUGCGCUGUGGAUCAGCACGAGCAGCGCGGGCGCGGGGGGCGCGGAGCCCCCGGCCCUGUCCCCAGCUCCGGCCAGCCCAGCCCGCCCUGUGUCCCCUGCACCCGGCCGCCGCCUGUCCCUCUGGGCCGCCCCUCCCGGACCCCCGCUCUCCGGGGGUCUGAGCCCCGACCCCAAGCCUGGGGGCGUCCCCACCUCCUCCAGGCGCCCUCUACUCAGCAGCCCCAGCUGGGGGGGCCCGGAGCCCGAAGGCCGACUGGGCGGCGGUGUCCCCGGCUCGUCCUCUCCGCACCCCGGCACCGGGAGCCGGAGACUCAAGGUGGCGCCUCCUCCGCCGGCUCCCAAGCCUUGCAAGACCGUGACCACGAGUGGAGCCAAAGCCGGCGGGGGCAAAGGCGCCGGCAGCCGCCUGUCAUGGCCCGAAAGCGAGGGCAAGCCCAGGGUCAAGGGGUCAAAGAGCAGUGCCGGGACUGGAGCUUCUGCCGCUACGGCCGCCGCCUCAGGGGGAGGGGGCGCUGCAGCCACGACCUCUGCUGGGGUCGGGGCUGGGGCCGGAGCCCGAGGGAAGCUGUCCCCUCGGAAAGGCAAGAGCAAGACCUUGGACAACAGUGACUUGCACCCAGGACCGCCUGCUGGCUCUCCUCCUCCGCUAACCAUUCCGGCCACCCCGACUCCAGCCGCUGCUGUCGCCGCCGCCGCCUCCACGCAGCCCCCCGGGCCUGCACCUCCAAUAACUCUGGAGCCUCCAGCUCCGGGUCUGAAGCGGGGCCGGGAGGGGGGCCGAGCAUCCACUCGUGACCGCAAGAUGCUCAAGUUUAUCAGCGGUAUCUUCACCAAGAGCACAGGGGGGCCACCUGGCUCCGGGCCCCCUCCCGGAGCCCCAAGCCUGUCUUCUGGCAGCGGGUCUAGGGAGCUGCUGGGCGUAGAGCUCCGCGCCUCCCCUAAGGCUGUGAUCAAUAGCCAGGAAUGGACUUUGAGCCGCUCCAUUCCUGAACUGCGUCUGGGUGUUCUGGGUGACACCAGGAGUGGGAAGUCGUCACUCAUCCACCGAUUCCUGACUGGUUCAUACCAGGUGCUGGAAAAGACCGAGAGUGAGCAGUACAAGAAAGAGAUGUUGGUGGAUGGGCAGACUCAUCUGGUGCUGAUCCGAGAGGAAGCUGGGGCUCCUGAUGCCAAGUUCUCAGGCUGGGCAGAUGCUGUUAUCUUCGUCUUCAGCCUGGAGGAUGAGAACAGUUUCCAGGCUGUGAGCCGUCUCCAUGGGCAGCUGAGCUCCCUUCGUGGGGAGGGGCGAGGAGGCCUGGCCCUGGCACUGGUAGGGACACAAGACAGGAUCAGUGCUUCCUCCCCUCGGGUGGUGGGUGAUGCUCGUGCCAGGGCUCUGUGCGCAGAUAUGAAACGCUGCAGCUAUUAUGAGACUUGUGCAACCUACGGGCUCAAUGUGGAUCGGGUCUUCCAGGAGGUGGCUCAGAAGGUGGUGACCUUGCGCAAACAGCAACAGCUUCUGGCUGCCUGCAAGUCCCUGCCCAGCUCUCCAAGCCACUCAGCUGCUUCCACCCCUGUAGCUGGGCAGGCUAGUAAUGGGGGCCACACUAGCGACUACUCUUCUUCCCUUCCAUCCUCCCCCAAUGUUGGUCACCGGGAACUCCGAGCUGAGGUGGCUGCAGUGGCUGGAUUGAGCACCCCAGGGUCCCUGCACCGGGCAGCCAAACGCAGGACCAGUCUCUUUGCGAAUCGCCGGGGUAGUGACUCUGAGAAGCGAAGCUUAGACAGCCGGGGAGAGACAACAGGGAGUGGGCGAGCCAUCCCUAUCAAACAGAGCUUCCUACUAAAGCGAAGUGGCAAUUCCUUGAACAAAGAAUGGAAGAAGAAAUAUGUGACCCUGUCCAGCAAUGGCUUCCUACUGUACCACCCCAGCAUUAAUGAUUACAUCCAUAGCACCCAUGGCAAGGAGAUGGACUUGCUACGAACAACAGUCAAAGUCCCAGGCAAGAGGCCCCCAAGGGCUAUCUCUGCCUUUGGCCCUUCAGCCAGCAUCAAUGGGCUGGUCAAGGACAUGAGCACUGUCCAGAUGGGUGAAGGCCCUGAAGCCACUAUUCCCACACCAAGCCCCAGCCCCAGCCCUAGUUCCCUGCAGCCACCACCAGACCAGACGUCGAAGCACCUGCUGAAGCCAGACAGAAAUUUGGCCCGAGCCCUCAGCACUGACUGUACCCCAUCUGGAGACCUGAGCCCCCUGAGUCGGGAACCCCCGCCUUCCCCCAUGGUGAAGAAGCAGAGGAGGAAAAAAUUGACCACACCAUCGAAGACUGAAGGUGCAGCGGUGCAGGCUGAAGCCAAGCGCAAAAUGUGGAAACUAAAAUCCUUUGGUAGUUUAAGAAAUAUUUAUAAAGCAGAGGAAAACUUUGAGUUCCUGAUCGUAUCCAGCACUGGUCAGACAUGGCACUUCGAGGCAGCCAGCUUCGAGGAGCGGGAUGCCUGGGUCCAGGCCAUUGAGAGUCAGAUCCUCGCUAGUCUGCAGUGCUGUGAGAGCAGCAAAGUCAAGCUGCGGACAGACAGCCAGAGUGAAGCUGUGGCCAUCCAGGCAAUCCGGAACGCCAAGGGAAACUCUAUCUGUGUGGACUGUGGGGCCCCCAACCCAACGUGGGCCAGCCUCAACCUGGGCGCACUCAUCUGCAUCGAGUGUUCUGGUAUUCACCGGAACCUGGGCACACACCUGUCCCGUGUUCGCUCACUCGACUUGGACGACUGGCCGCGGGAGCUGACCCUGGUGCUGACGGCCAUUGGCAACGAUAUGGCCAACCGCGUGUGGGAGAGUGACACUCGGGGCCGUGCCAAGCCCACGAAGGACUCUUCGAGGGAGGAACGGGAGUCGUGGAUUCGCGCCAAGUACGAGCAGCUGCUGUUUCUGGCACCGCUGGGCACUACGGAGGAGCCGUGGAGUCGCCAGCUGUGGGCCGCCGUGCAGGCCCAGGACGUGGCCGCCGUGCUCCUGCUGCUGGCACACGCGCGCCACGGGCCGCUCGACACCAGCGGGGAGGACCCGCAGCUCCGCUCCCCGCUCCACCUGGCGGCUGAGUUGGCCCACGUAGUCAUCACCCAGCUGCUGUUGUGGUAUGGAGCGGAUGUGGCGGCCCGCGACGCGCAGGGCCGCACGGCGCUGUUCUACGCGCGCCAGGCUGGAAGCCAGCUGUGUGCCGACAUCCUCCUCCAGCACGGCUGUCCCAGCGAAGGCGGCAGCACGGCCACCACGCCCAGCGCAGCUACCACGCCCAGCAUCACCGCCACCCCCAGCCCUCGCCGCCGGAGCAGCGCCGCUAGCGUGGGUCGCGCCGACGCCCCGGUCGCGCUGGUAUAGUGGCCCUGCAGCGGGAGAGACACCCCCACCCCCGCGCGGGCCGGGCACGACCACACUGGUUGGAUCACCGGACAGACGCACCCACUCACCUCUCCGACGCACACCCCGCCCCACGAGAGCACUUCCUACCCCCACGCGAGCACAGCCCCCACGCCUCCCCAGAAGACACGAACUCACCUCCCUCUCCCCAACGAGGCAUGGAGACCCCAGCUCGACACACCCCUUCACUAUUUUCACGCUCGAAUUGCUCUGGGUCUGCCCGCCCGCCUGGUGUUUGCAGAAGGGACGCCCCCAUCGCUGUGCCGGGCGCUUGGACUUGCCCGCUCGCGCGCGCCCCUAAAGGCGGGAAAGAGACCUAGCUCUGCCUACUCGACAGUCCUAUGGCCGGAGCCCAAACCCAGGCUGGUUCCUGGGGCGAUGCCUCGCCAGAGGGAGGGGUUCGUACGUGGAGGGCUAGCCCUGGGAUUUGGGGCCAAUAAGGGAUCCCUUACUCCUUCCAUGCUGAUCUCUCUGCCCUGUGAAGGGGAGAAGGGCAGCGAGGGGCAGGACCCCUGCUGCUCAUGGAGGUGGGGGCGUCCCUAACCCUUUCCGUGAAAGGGACCAAGAGCAGUGGAAAUCAGAAUGUCCCCCUACACCUACCCAUGGAUGGAAGCUAACGGACCAGGGGGAGCUAAGAGCCCGGUUCCCUCCUCUGCAAUCCUGGGAGGGAGAAGAGCUGGCUAAAGGGGCUGGGAAAGGGCCUUGUAAUUUAUUGCUUUGUUCCCCGACAUGGGGGUGGGGUGGGCAGGGGCGUGGGGAGGGUGUUUUGGGAUAGGGGAAGCCAAGGGUGGGCAGGGGCGGGGCGGGGUGCUCUCGGGUUGUGUCUGUGCCUGUGACUGCGUACCUGUGACUGUGCAGCCCCGUGGUGAUCUGGGGUAGGGGGCACCCCUACAAUGGGGCCCCUCCCCUAUUCUUUCUUUCUGUCCAGCCCCUCCCUCCCGCUGGAGCAGCUCCAGACCCUUCCCGCAACCUCACGCUCCCCCUAGCCGGGGCUGAGAGGGUGUGCAGUGGCUGCGUUUUCCAGGCCCCUAGGCCCCCAAAAGGGGGUGAUGGGGUGGACUUAACCUAGCCCAACUAUGCCUCCCUCAACCAACCCAGCCCUUGGACCGUCUGUGUCAGUGGUUUCCGGUCUUUUUUUUUUUUUUCUGGCUAAAAUAUUUUGCAAAAGACCAGGUAAUUGGGAGGGAAGUAGGGUGGGGGCAGAGGGGAUGCCCCCCACUCAUUUCCUCAGAGGCAGGUGGUGUGAAUCUUAAACAGCAAUUAAAGAGGAAGUGAUUUUGUCUAGGA